This is a messenger RNA of Dendronephthya gigantea, 1762 nucleotides long. RefSeq names its product dnaJ homolog subfamily C member 7-like. The record is from RefSeq and is a predicted model, not a curated record. Gene Ontology annotation, molecular function: protein binding. The transcript has 15 exons. Lineage: Eukaryota; Metazoa; Cnidaria; Anthozoa; Malacalcyonacea; Nephtheidae. Bases 134 to 1507 code for a protein of 457 amino acids.
GCUCUUGUUUAUGAUUGGUCGGAUUGAUAAAAAUACAAAAUGCACAACAUAAUAAAUACGGCCAAUUUCAAAACAUGAACUCACGUUUGUGAUUUUGCUUUUUUUGGUUCAUAAAUUCAAGAAACGAAGAGAAAUGUCAGAUGAAGAUGAGGCAAACAAGUAUAACAAUGAUGUUGAUCAACAACCUGGAAAAAGGUAUAAGAAACUUGUGGCAUGUGCUAAUAAAGCUUUCCAUGAUAAAAAUUAUGAAGAAGCAAUUAGGCGCUAUACCCAAGCCAUCGAAGCGGGCUAUAGAUCUGCACAUUGUUUUGGGAAUCGGGCUGCUGCAUUCCUCAAGAUGAAGAAAUAUGAUGAAGCAGAAACAGAUUGUUGCAAAGCUAUGACAUUGAAAAAAGAUUAUGUUGAGGCCUACAUCAUAAAGGCAAGAUGUCAUUUUUUUCGAGGUUCACUUGAUUUAGCUGGUGAAAUGUUGGAAAAAGCAAAACUGAUAAACCCACACCACAAGACCUUGGCUAAAGAGUUUUCGAUGCUUGAAACAAUUCUAAAGUACGAAUCGGCAGCAGGACAGGCUUACAGUAGAGGAGACCACAAACAGGUGGAGUGCUACGCACGAAUUCUGAUCGCUCUAUCGCCUGGUUGUGAUCGUUAUAAAGUUGGCAGAGCUUAUUCUCUUGUCUUGAUGGGCGAAUUCACCAAAGCUUUAGAUCAGACAAGCUCUGUGCUGUUGGUAGAUGAAAAAAAUUCUGAUGCCUGGUAUGUUCGGGCAUUGUGCUUUAAUUUCCAGGGACGUUUCCAGUCAGCCUAUAUAGCCAUCGUUGGAAAAGCCCUGAAAUAUAAUCCCGAUCACGAGAGAAGCAGAGCUAUUGCACCGACGCUUGUGACUAUGAAACGCUUGCAAGAUGAUGCGCGUAGAGCUUUUGAGAAUGGGAUGCCACAACUAGCGCAUCGUUUGUAUUCUGAGGCGUUGGAUAUUGACCCCAUGAACCAGGCCGGUUGUGCAAAUAUAUACUACAAAAUGGGGUUCAUGAUGUGCACGUCAAAGAUGCUUCCGGAAGCCAUUAUGGAUUUGACACGUGCAAUUGACUUAGAUGGGGGCCAUUUGAAAGCACGCCUACUUAGGGCGAAGUGUUACAGCGCAUUUGGACAGUAUGAGAGAGCCGGUGACGAAUAUCUUAAACUCUACGCCAUGACCAGCAUCCCAGGGUAUUAUCGAUCAUCCGAAGAAGCGUACAAUGCGAGGCGUAACCUCUAUUUUGCCCUCUAUACCCUAUCGCUGACUGAAGAUUGUUCAGCUUUGGACGUCGAGGAAGCCUUUCGUAGGGAGGCGGGACUGCAUCAUCCAGGUCGCCAUCCGGUGGCGAGUGACGAGGUAAAGGAAAGAGAAGAGGAAAAAUUCAAAGAGAUUAUUUUGUGUCGGAAUAAGCUCGGUGUUGAAUUGCUGAAGAUUACGGGAAACUUCGUAAAGAGUACAAAUUUUGAUAUAUAUAAUUUUCUACGUUUCGACUAAACUAUCAUCAGAAUGAUAACUAUAUAUUCUUGGCGAAUAAGAUUAAAUUGAAUUUAAUUAAUAUAAAUCCUAAUGUAAUAUAGGCAAAUAGUUCACAAAGAUGGGCGUAGCUCGGUUCUGAGAUUGAAGUUAUUCGCAAGUAACACCUGGGUAGCACCUCCACAAAAUAUAUUUUUUAUCUUUUAAACCUGAUACACGACACGAUGGUUAUAAAAAAGUGGAACGUUUUUAAUGUUUUGCUAACAAAAUACACAU